AUGGGCACAGGAAAGAAGAAGAUAGAGAUUCAAAAAAUCACAAAGGAAGCGUCGAGAAUGGUGACAUUCUCUAAAAGACGCAAAGGACUUUUCAAAAAAGCUAAAGAACUCGAGUCCAUGACGGGUUCUCGUGUUGCCGCUGUUGUUUUUUCACCCACAGGAAAGCCUUACACUUGUGGCGACGUUAAUUCUGCUAUCGAGAGACACCAUCUUGGUAGUAGUUGUUUGGAACCAUCAACGUCAGGGCUAAAUUCCCAUCAUUCUAAUUCUGAUGUUGUUGUUUCUGGUGAAUCCUCGGGGUCGAGAUCCUCCUCGACCACCAGGGGGAAUGGUCUUCGCCAUUGGGUGGAGAGUAUCGAUGUUGAAACAUGUCAAAAUUUGAAUCAACUCUUGAUGUUGAAGGAGCAAUUGGAAGGAACAAGAGAAAAGCUUUCUUCCAUGCAAGAUUCUGAAUCUUUUCAGGCUUUAUUUACCUAA
Messenger RNA from Lycium barbarum (goji berry), 477 nucleotides. RefSeq names its product MADS-box protein SVP-like. Gene Ontology annotation, biological process: regulation of transcription by RNA polymerase II. Bases 1 to 477 code for a protein of 158 amino acids. NCBI's taxonomy places the organism in Eukaryota, Viridiplantae, Streptophyta, Magnoliopsida, Solanales, Solanaceae. Gene Ontology annotation, molecular function: DNA-binding transcription factor activity, RNA polymerase II-specific; protein dimerization activity; RNA polymerase II cis-regulatory region sequence-specific DNA binding. The transcript has a single exon. The record is from RefSeq and is a predicted model, not a curated record.